Messenger RNA from Drosophila busckii, 1234 nucleotides. Its product is annotated as acyl-CoA Delta(11) desaturase. The transcript is spliced from 5 exons. The record is from RefSeq and is a predicted model, not a curated record. Gene Ontology annotation, molecular function: iron ion binding; stearoyl-CoA 9-desaturase activity. The coding region runs from base 58 to 1176 and encodes 372 amino acids. NCBI's taxonomy places the organism in Eukaryota, Metazoa, Arthropoda, Insecta, Diptera, Drosophilidae. Gene Ontology annotation, cellular component: endoplasmic reticulum membrane. Gene Ontology annotation, biological process: unsaturated fatty acid biosynthetic process.
CUUGUUAAAGACGGUCAGUAUUACCCUCCUACAUGUUUUUUUAAUUAGUUGGAAAAUAUGCCACCUAACGCCGUAAGCAGUCCUAGCGUUGAUCAAGCGCUAUCAGCCGAAGAGACCAGAGAAGAGUCCAAGCAGACGGGCGUGCUCUUCGAAGCUGAUGCAGAUACAAAUGAUGGCGCCUUAGACGUGGAUGUAGUGCAGCUUAAAAGGGCAGAGACCCGUAAACUAAAAUGGGUUUGGCGCAACAUUAUACUCUUUGCAUAUGUGCACUUGGCUGCUCUGUAUGGCGGCUUUUUGCUUUUAACUCAAGCUAAAUGGGCAACUGUGGCUUUCAGCGCGGCGCUAUAUAUAAUGGGCAUGCUGGGCAUAACUGCUGGGGCACAUCGAUUGUGGGCUCAUCGCUCAUACAAAGCCAAGUGGCCAAUGCGUCUUAUAUUGAUCGUUUUUAAUACAAUCGCCUUCCAGGAUGCUGCGUACCAUUGGGCACGUGACCAUCGGGUGCAUCACAAGUUUUCAGAAACGGAUGCUGACCCACACAAUGCUACACGUGGAUUCUUUUUCUCUCAUGUUGGUUGGCUACUGUGCAAGAAGCAUCCCGAUGUGGUGGCCAAGGGCAAGAGCUUAGAUCUGUCGGAUCUACGAGCCGAUCCCAUACUAAUGUUCCAAAAACGGCACUACUAUACACUUAUGCCAUUGGCCUGCUUUAUAUUGCCCACAGUCAUACCAUUCUACGGUUGGAAUGAAUCCUUACUUUGCUCUUGGUUUGUAUCCACCAUGUUCCGGUGGUGCUUUCAGCUGAAUAUGACCUGGCUUGUAAAUAGUGCUGCUCACAAAUUUGGUGGACGCCCUUACGAUAAGCAUAUUAAUCCGUCACAAAGUCCGUAUGUGUCCGCUGUUACAUUUGGUGAGGGCUGGCACAACUAUCAUCACGUAUUCCCCUGGGACUAUAAGACUGCCGAGUGGGGCAGAUACUCCCUGAACAUGUCCACGGCAUUUAUUGACAUGUUUGCCAAAAUUGGUUGGGCAUACGAUCUCAAAUCGGUAGCAAAGGAGACUAUCGAGCGCAGGGUUCGCCGCACUGGGGAUGGAACUCACGAAUUAUGGGGCUGGGGCGACAAGGAUCUCACUGCAGACGAUGCCAAGCUUGUGCUACUCGUUGGUAAAAAACAAGAUUAAUUCAUUAUAAUGGUUUAAAGGAUAUAUAAGAUAUACAUAUACAUGUUACUAUAAAUUA